Messenger RNA from Sphaeramia orbicularis (orbiculate cardinalfish), 2638 nucleotides. It is a transcript of the gene nmt1a, whose product is annotated as N-myristoyltransferase 1a. Gene Ontology annotation, molecular function: glycylpeptide N-tetradecanoyltransferase activity. Gene Ontology annotation, cellular component: cytoplasm. The coding region runs from base 31 to 1488 and encodes 485 amino acids. Lineage: Eukaryota; Metazoa; Chordata; Actinopteri; Kurtiformes; Apogonidae. The transcript is spliced from 12 exons. Gene Ontology annotation, biological process: N-terminal peptidyl-glycine N-myristoylation. The record is from RefSeq and is a predicted model, not a curated record.
ACGCGGUGGUUCCUCACUUCCUGGUUGAAGAUGGCGGAUGAGAAUGAGACAGCACCGAUGCCGGAGCAAGAAGAUGUAGACGACCACGGACACUGCAGCGACUGUGAAAAUGAAGAGCACCACUUUGACGAUGGUGACCGUGGUCUGGGUGACGACACUGGCGCCAAGAAGAAGAAAAAGAAGCAGAAAAAGAAGAAGAAAUCUGGUGCCACUGAAGCAGCUCAGGACCCCCUUGCCAAGGUGAAUUCAUUGCCAGCUGAUAAGCUACAGGAGAUCCAAAAGGCCAUUGAACUUUUCUCUGUAGGCCAGGGCCCAGCCAAAACCAUGGAGGAGGCCACUCGGAGGAGUUACCAGUUCUGGGACACACAGCCUGUCCCCAAGCUUGGGGAGACGGUGACUUCACAUGGCUCCAUUGAGCCUGACAAAGACAACAUACGUGAGGAGCCCUACAGCCUCCCGCAGGGCUUCACCUGGGACACCCUCGACCUGGGAAACCCUUCAGUGCUUAAAGAGCUUUACACUCUCCUAAAUGAGAACUAUGUGGAAGAUGACGACAACAUGUUUCGAUUUGACUACUCCCCGGAGUUCCUGCUAUGGGCCUUGCGGCCUCCUGGCUGGUUACCCCAGUGGCAUUGUGGGGUGAGAGUUAACUCCAACCAGAAGCUGGUCGGCUUCAUUAGUGCCAUUCCUGCCACCAUCCGCAUCUAUGACAUAGAAAAGAAAAUGGUCGAGAUCAAUUUCCUGUGCGUCCACAAGAAGCUUCGCUCCAAGCGAGUUGCUCCAGUUCUGAUCAGAGAGAUCACCAGACGGGUCAACCUGCAGGGUAUCUUUCAGGCUGUGUACACUGCAGGAGUGGUACUGCCUAAACCCGUGGGUACAUGCAGGUACUGGCAUCGUUCUUUGAACCCACGUAAACUAAUCGAGGUGAAAUUCUCCCACCUGAGCAGGAACAUGACUAUGCAGCGCACCAUGAAGUUGUACCGUCUGCCUGAGGCUCCAAAGACUUCUGGUCUGCGGCCAAUGACCAAGAAGGAUGUGCCGGUGGUACAUCGUCUCCUCCUUGAAUACCUGAGCCAGUUUAACCUGGUGCCCGUCAUGAACCAGGAAGAGGUGGCACAUUGGCUGCUACCACGGGAGAAUAUUAUCGACACAUACCUGGUGGAGAAUGAUGGCAAAGUGACUGAUUUCCUGAGUUUCUACACACUGCCCUCCACCAUUAUGAACCACCCUGUGCAUCGUAGUCUCAAGGCGGCGUACUCCUUCUAUAACGUGCACACCACCACCCCCCUGCUUGACCUGAUGUCUGAUGCCCUCAUCUUGGCCAAAUCGAAAGGGUUUGAUGUCUUCAAUGCACUGGAUCUAAUGGAAAAUAAGACUUUCUUGGAGAAGCUUAAGUUUGGCAUCGGAGAUGGCAAUCUACAGUAUUAUCUGUACAAUUGGAAGUGUCCCAGCAUGGGGUCAGAAAAGGUUGGGUUGGUUCUGCAGUGACAUCCCUUUUCGCCAUAAAGUGUCACCGACGGGCCAGGAGACGGCACCAUCACACUGACCACCUGACAGAUGGACUGAUGACUUCCUGCUUCAGGAAAGGAAACCCCGCCGCCCAUUUUUUUACUUUUUGACCUUUUGAACUUUGACCUGCACUACCGCUGCCAGGCAGGGAGGCAGGGAGAGUCUUCCUGCUCUUCCUACUCCCUCAAUCACAUGGACCUUAAGCCAUUGUAGUUACCAUCCCAAACAACUGUAUUACAUCUGAAAGCUGUCUUGAUUGUACCAAACACACAUACACACACAACAGUUUGCACAGAUUGACUGUAAACCAAAACACUCACUGUCGACAAACCUACAAAAUACAUGUAAAUAAUAUCAAACAUAACUGCGGAAUAUGUCCUAACACAUUCAGACUAGAACCUACUGUUUUAUUUUAUUCCUAAAUGUUGGAAGUGCUUUUUGAAAAUAAAUCUGUUAUCUUCAGUUUUAGACAAAAAACACUCAAAAUAAAAAAAAUAUUUUAACAAGGACAAGGCUCAAAAAAGAUGAGGUAAUAAAUACCAAAAGUGGACACCAGAUAAGGGCUUCUGUCACCAGUUUUCAUGUCAUGCUUGAACCUGUGUGUUUUAUUUUUCUCAUCAAUGCCCUCUGUUCUAAAUGUCAUUAUGGAAUUGUUGCAGCUUUGCUCACAGAAGCUGUACAUGCUGGAGCUGGCACUCGUCUUCUGGAGGUGUUUGUCCAUCUGUAUUAACUUUCAUGACCCCUUUCUCCAGCUUACUGCACUAACAGAAGAAGCCCUGUUCAGAAGAAAAUGAAAUAUACUGACUGUUAUUCAUGAAUCAGCGCAGUGGACUGCCGCUUCGAGAAACUGACGGCAUUCUGACGGGGUUUACAUUUUAUCAGCAGGGAUCAGAUUUAUAACGAUGCCUCUUGAUUUGACAGGACCUAGCUACAACUUCCACACCUAGCACACUCACAGACCUUGAUUUUCCCCUAAUAAAAUUGCAAAGUUUAGAGUAAAAUUUGGAACCUUAAGUGCUUUUAGGCACUUUUUCCACACUUUUAUUACCUAGUCAUUCUGCAAACUUUGCUUAAUGGAGGUUUAAUAUAAUCAUGAAAUUAAUAAAUUACAAUACAAAACCUGAAAAAA